This is a messenger RNA of Protopolystoma xenopodis, 489 nucleotides long. NCBI's taxonomy places the organism in Eukaryota, Metazoa, Platyhelminthes, Monogenea, Polystomatidea, Polystomatidae. The record is from the annotation of a GenBank genome assembly.
AUGGCUGCUUCGAAUAACCAAUGGCCCAAACAAUCAGAAUCUAUCCUGAGGGAUCUAAAAGGUGAGCGUCACAUUCGACUGACUCCGAGUCAUCGUCUCCGUCGAUUAGCUGAUGACAUACUUGCUCUUUUUGAAUCUGGUCCUUCCGUGCCUCUACACAUGCCACUGCCUAGCCUGCCAGAAAUCUUUCAGAAGAAGCUUGGUCAUGAAAUGCCAGUCUGGUUGGACGUUGACCUGGCUGAAAUAUACCCGCCUGCUGGAGUAAGAGCCACCGGAAACAUCUGCUCCGGUAAUCGUGGCAUGACACUGGGCAACCUGGAUUGGCCUGAUACAACCACCAUGCAAUCCCUCCAACAGUCCAGUGGCUCGGAGGCGUCGACGAAUUCGCAAACAACGAGCUACUUUGGAGGAGUAAUGGUCAGGAUCUCGGGAAAUAUAACGUCUGAAUAUCUGAAUAUCACAAAUAGUUGGCAUGCAGGACUGGCCUAG